Molecule: messenger RNA, 1539 nt
Organism: Salvia splendens (bonfire salvia)
Lineage: Eukaryota; Viridiplantae; Streptophyta; Magnoliopsida; Lamiales; Lamiaceae
Product: toMV susceptible protein tm-2
Exons: 2
Coding region: 1-1539 (512 amino acids)
Biological process (GO): defense response to other organism
Molecular function (GO): ADP binding
Source: RefSeq, a predicted model, not a curated record
AUGGCCGACAUUCCCCAAUCACAUUCGGCUACCAAACCUAAGAUAUUCAGCGAAGAAAACUUGCUAGGUUUCCAAGAUCAUGGAAGUAUAAUCGUUGGAUAUCUACGGGAACCAAAAGAGGAAUUGGAUGUUAUCUCUACCAUCGGUAUGCCAGGUUUGGGGAAGACAACGCUGGCACGAAAGAUAUUCAAGAGCGAUUUUGUGAAGCAUGAAUUCCCUAAUCGCAUCUGGGUUAAUGUUUCUCAGAAACCGAAUAUCAGGAAUGUGCUGCUCAACAUUCUCAAGGAAUUCACGAGCGACGACGUUUCGGGUCUAUCGGAUCCUACACUAAUGGAGACGGUUGAGUAUUACCUAAAGGAGAGGAAGUUCUUUUUAGUCUUAGAUGAUGUGUGGACUACGGAUGCUUGGAAUGAUAUCAGAAACGUUUUGCCCGAGAGCAACAACAUGAGUAAUGUCCUCAUCACCAGCUGCGAGAAGAGUGUUGGAGAAAAAGCUACGAGAUCCUACGAGCUACCUCUCUUGACGGGUCCACAAAGUUGGGAACUUCUGCAGUACCAUGUCUUUGGUGAACUCGGCAAGUCUCACCGUGAUUUGAAAGCUGUUGGGGAAUGUAUAGCCCGUAAUUGUCAUGGAUUUCCACUUUCGGUUAUGCUUAUAGGAGGAAUUCUUGCGGGACAAGAUGAUGAGAAUAUAAGUGCGAUAAAAGAAGAGUGGCUUAAGGUGUCGAAAUUCUUGAAAAAUGACAAGAAGAAGCAGGUGUCGGAUAUUGUGGAACUAAGCUACAACAAACUACCUGAUGAAUUGAAAGAUUGUUUGCUAUAUUUUGCGGUGUUUCCAGAAGACUAUGAGAUCUCUGUUUGGAAAUUGAUCCGCUUGUGGAUUGCAGAAGGACUCAUACAAGGGAAGAACCCGGAGGAAACGGUAGAAGAGUAUGUGAAAGAUUUAAUAAGCAGGAACUUAGUGAUGAUUGUUAAAAGGACUUCCAAAGGCGAGGUCAAAACAUGUCGCGUUCAUGACGCCGUACAUGCAUUCUGUGGCUUAAAAGUUUUACAAGAGCAGCAAAGGUUCUUCCUUGAAAUGAAAUGUGUGAAUGGAGAUCUUGUCCCACCACUCUCUGAGAUUGGCAAACCCCGCCGACUUUGUAUCCAUUCUGAUCUUGAGCCUUCUCCAGCUCUUGUAGUCUACACUAAGAAUAAAUCCCUACCAAUGAAAGCAAAUAUAUGGAAGAUGGUGCAGCUGAGGCAUCUGAAAACAAAUGCUGUAAUUACAGAAAUUGCCGAAGGGGAUGGUGGAGGCUUCCACUCUCUCCAUUUCUUGCUCAUUGAAGAUACAAAGCUAUUUAAUCUGGAAAUGAUAGUUUUCCUAAACUUAGGUCUCUUGUGCUUAGAAAGUGCAAGGAACUUGAAAGAAAUCCCCGACGGUGUGGUGGGAAGCCUGGAGAAGUUGAACAUAGAGCACCUAUCAGCAUCUGGUGUUGAAACUGCCAAGAAAAUAGAUGAGAUGAAAAAUGCAAAUCAACCAUGUUCAAGCUCACCAUAG